AUGGAAGGUGAUGAUGCAGCAAAAAUCCCUAAUGUCGACUCACUUGAGGCUAAAUUAUCAAAUUUGAGCGACAAUUCUGAUCCUGUUAAAGGGAGCCAUCUUCCUGUGGCCAGAGUGAAAAAGAUAAUGAAAGAAACCGAACAUCAGGGUAUGAUUUCUUCUGAUGCUCCUGUGAUACUAGCUAAAGCUUGUGAAAUGUUAAUAAGGGACCUUACUUUGCAGUCUUGGAAUUGUACUCAAAUGACAAAAAGGUGCACAUUACAGAGACAAGACAUAAAGAGUGCAAUUUUUAACAGUAACAUAUACAAUUUUCUGUAUGACAUAUUAACACCUGAGGAUCUCAAACCCAUUAUGGAAACUCAAACUGAAUUACCAACCACCUAUUUAUCUUCACGUCAUAAUCAAAAAAUUCCAAACAAUUCUCGUCCUUCAUUUAAUUCAACUGCAGGCUUAAAGCCUUGUGGUUUUAAAGGACCUUAUCCCAAAGAAGGUUAUUCUCACCUUAGGAACAAAAUUGCACAUCCGUACCCUGACUUUAGGCAAGGAUACAGCUUAAUCCAAAAUAACAAGAUUAAUGAAGGCUAUCCAAAUGUUAAUUCCAAUAAUUAUUUUGAUCAAAAUUUCAACUUCGACUUUCACGACCUAAGCUACUCCUCAUUUCCACAGUACAGAUCUAGUCCAAACUUCAUUUCAGGCCAGAAAUUAUACCCCAAUUCAUUCAAAGAACCCAAGAUGAACACUCAGUCACACUUGUAA
Molecule: messenger RNA, 756 nt
Organism: Theileria annulata
Lineage: Eukaryota; Apicomplexa; Aconoidasida; Piroplasmida; Theileriidae
Product: HAP-family transcription factor, putative
Exons: 5
Coding region: 1-756 (251 amino acids)
Biological process (GO): regulation of DNA-templated transcription
Cellular component (GO): nucleus
Molecular function (GO): DNA-binding transcription activator activity, RNA polymerase II-specific; protein heterodimerization activity; DNA binding
Source: RefSeq, a predicted model, not a curated record